This is a messenger RNA of Oncorhynchus tshawytscha (Chinook salmon), 1076 nucleotides long. Its product is annotated as GTP-binding protein Rheb. Bases 254 to 895 code for a protein of 213 amino acids. Gene Ontology annotation, cellular component: plasma membrane. The record is from RefSeq and is a predicted model, not a curated record. Lineage: Eukaryota; Metazoa; Chordata; Actinopteri; Salmoniformes; Salmonidae. Gene Ontology annotation, biological process: small GTPase-mediated signal transduction. Gene Ontology annotation, molecular function: GDP binding; GTPase activity; GTP binding. The transcript is spliced from 7 exons.
CAUUGAAGACUAAUUGAUGAAAUAGCAAAGGGGAGUGACGCAGUUAUUAUAGAUGCCCAACGUCUCUAUUAAAUCUACAGGAAUUCAAAUGUCUAAUCUGUAGAUACAUGUUUUAUCCUUUGAGAAUAAAUAGUGAUUUAAAAUAAAAACAGAGGAUUUGUUGACCGGCUCUCCUCGUGAUAUUCUAAUGCCGUUGAUGUUGGAGGUUGCUGCCAUCCACCUCGAGGACUAGAUGCGGUAGCCAGCACGAGAUAUGCCGCAGCCCAAAUCACGAAAAAUUGCCAUCCUCGGGUACAGAUCCGUAGGAAAGUCCUCGCUAACAAUUCAGUUUGUGGAAGGCCAGUUUGUUGACUCCUAUGACCCAACAAUAGAAAACACGUUUACCAAGAUGAUCACGAUAAACGGACAAGAAUACCACCUGCAGUUGGUAGACACAGCGGGACAGGAUGAGUACUCUAUCUUUCCUCAGACCUAUUCCAUAGAUAUCAAUGGAUACAUCCUGGUCUACUCUGUCACAUCUAAUAAAAGUUUUGAAGUAGUUCAGGUUAUCCAUGAAAAACUUCUGGAUAUGGUGGGGAAAGCUCAAGUACCUAUUAUAUUGGUGGGGAAUAAGAAUGACCUGCACAUGGAACGGUAUGACACACACACACACACACACACACACACACACACACACACACUGUGGUGUCAGAUUGGUGUGCUAUGUUUUGUGUGUCCCAGGGUGAUCAGCUGUGAGGAAGGGAAGGCCCUAGCAGACUCCUGGAACGCUGCCUUCAUGGAGUCCUCAGCUAAGGAGAACCAGACAGCGGUGGAGGUGUUCAAGACCAUGAUCCUGGAGGCGGAGAAGCUGAAAGGCGGCGUCCAACCAGGGAAGACUUCCUGCUCCCUCAUGUAGAGCUGCCAAACAAUCAAACACAGAAUAGGACACUGCACUGGGAUAUCCCGUUACUUGAAGGCUUCCUGCCAGUUCCAACUACUACUUCUCAACUGUCAUCAGUUGUCAUCAACUGUUUAUUUACCUGUAUUUUUGUUUCUGUAUGCAUUUCCCAUUUGUUAUGAAAGGUUGAGUGACUGUU